AUGCGCAGUGAGGGGAUCUGGACGCCUUGGUCUAGGCCAGGCUCGCUACUCUGGCCGGCGGUGGCGUUCGUUGAAGCCGGAGGGGAUGGGGCGGCUGGCGAGUCAGAGCUGGGGCCGUCACCUUUUACUUUCAGGUCCAGGAGGAUCUUCCUGCAGAAAGAGGACGAAUUUUUCGAGGAUGGUGAUGUCUGUAGACAUUUAUAUCUGCAAAAUUCUAUAACAAAUGUGGAAGAAGCAGAAAGACCCAAGGUUUCUGAAUUCUGUUGCCAAAUAGCAGGUUGUAGUCAACUGUUUGAUGCCUUAGAAAACUACGAACAUCAUUAUAAUACAUUUCACCGCAAUGUCUGUUCCUCCUGCAAGCGCUCUUUUCCUUCCAGUCAUCUGCUAGAUAUUCACAUCCUGGAAUGGCACGACUCAUUUUUCCAAAUUUUGGCAGCGAAACAGAACAUGUAUAUGUGCUUUGUAGAGAGUUGUAAAGAAAAAUUCAAGGCUCCUGGUGACCGGAAGAAGCAUUUGAUCGAAGUUCAUGGUUAUCCAUCUGACUUCAGAUUCAACAAACCAAAAAAACCUAAAUGCAAUCAAAAGAAUCAGAGCUCACAUGACAUAGAAAUGGAAACUUCUAGUUGUCAAAAAGAAGCAAAUGAUACUUUCAGCAGAACAUCCACUGAAUUAAUGGACUAUGCACCUGCACAAACAAUGGAAGCUGACAGUCCCUCAUUGUCAGAAGAGAAAUCCAGUAUUCCUAUAGUGCAGCAAAGGCUGUCCUUCUCAUGCAGGGUACCAGCAACAAUUUGUUUUGGCCAUGGAUCAGUGCGUGGCUUUAAAAACGCAAGGAAAAAGAAGUGAUCUGUAUUUCGAAAUAACUAGUCAGUGGAGAGGACGACUUUGUACUGUAAAAGAUUUCAGUUCUAAAUAUGAACUUGGAAGAACAUUUUGUCAUAUUUCUCCUUAUGGAUUUGAAGAAUCUCAGCCUCUGAGAGGCAGCCUGCUAAAAUUAUUGGUCGCUGGUCACAGUUGUUAUCUUUUAAAGGGUUCUCUGAAAACACAUAUUAAUUACUACUAAAGUAAAUGCAUUUCAUUUCCACUUUUUUUUAAGAGGCCCAUCGUUUCCAAGCCAUUUCCACUGGUUUUGUUUUGGGAUAUUUCAAAUUAAAAGGUUGAGAUUAGAUUUUACUACACAUUUUCAAAGGAGAUGUUAAACUAAGGCCUAGUAGGCCUCUAAUAUAGAUUCAAAAGAGCCCACAAUAAUAUUCGUGAGAGGAAAAAGAAGGAACUAUCUCUGGUCUCUUAACCAAUAUUUGCCCCUCAAUUAAUAUUUGAAAAAAGAUUAUCUGGUCAUUAUGUUCUUUGUGGAAUUAUACUUUUUGCAAAUUGGCUGCUGUAGUUCCCACAUUACGAAAGUGACUACUCUGUAAAAGUACAACAAACACUUUAUUAACUGACACCUGUGAGACCAGGAGCUCACCAACUGAUCAAAUAUUCCAGAUAAUCAAGAGAUACAUGUAACCGCAGUAAGCCUGGACAAAGCAAAGCUUUGAGACAUCAACAUCUAUCAAACAAUCUAUGUAAAAACACACAGUAGUAAUAGUAACAUAAAGGGGUCUACAUGUUACUGUUAUACUUUAUUUACAGCAUAAAUGCUUGGACAUGGCAGUACUUGAGGUAUAUUAUUUCUGCUGGUUUAUCAAGUGUGUUGGUUGUUACGAUGCUGGUUAAAGCAAAAUUUGCUGUACUUUGUUAGCUCUCAAGUGCUUUGAACCAUCUGAUGAUUGUGAAAGAUGCUAUAUCAGUGCAAGUAUUUUUUAAAUUGAUAUCCAGUAUUCUAAAUAUUGAUUUCCUGGUUGUAUUUUUGGAUUGCUAAAAGGUACGAAACAUUUUCUCGUGAUUUGAUUGCAUUGAUUCUCAUGAUUGAGAUUUCUUACUGUAGAAAAAUAUUGAGUAUGGUGACAGCUAAUGUUUCUGCCAUUUUGUUCAUUUGUUUUUACCAAAUGAGUCAAAAUACUUUGAUUUAAUUCUGUUUUUAUUUGGAUAUUUUCAAUUAAUAGGCAAGUCCAAAUUUUGAGCAUUCUGUUUAUCCCAACCUGGGUACUUGCCACAGUCAAAUCCAAAGAGAUCAGCUGUAACAAAGUAAUGUGCACUAACUGUGGUAAUGAUAUUGUUAUACAUAUAUGGACAUAGUUAAAAUAUUUUGCACCAAAUGUAUAAAAUAUGCAGCUGGCCCAAAUUUGUGAGGAAAUUAUUUUAUCUUGCGUUUAGUUAUAGGAUGAAAUAAAGAAGGUAAUCAUAUCAAAUGAAAAGGCAGGAACAUGGAGUUGAAGAUUCAGAUUAGCCAUGAUUUCACUGAAUAAGGGAGCAGAAUUGAUGGGUUGAAUAGCCUGUUUCUGCUCCUACAUCCUAUAGUCUUAUUAAAUUAAAGCAAAUUGCUGCGGAUCCUGAAUAUCUGAAAUAAAAACAGACGGUGCUGGUGAGACUCAGCAGGUUUGGCCGCAUCUGUGGAGAGAAGAAUAGAAUGAACAUUUUGAAUCAAAUAUGGCUCUUCAGAAGUGUCAUGGGUCUCGAAAUGUUUAAGUACGUUUCGCUGUCUGUAGAUGCUGACAGACUUUGUGGGUUUCUCUAGCACUUUGUUUUUAUUUAUGAUAAUUGAAUCAACUAGGUGAAGUAUACAAUGGGGAAAGACUUGACAGGAAUAAAACAAAUUCAAAAACUGCAUUUGAGCUACCUAAGGCUGAAGUUAUUUCUUCAUUAUAACAUGAAUUUUGUUAUGAAUGUAAUUGUGAACACCCUGGGUAUAAAGGGCAUAAA
This is a messenger RNA of Stegostoma tigrinum, 2802 nucleotides long. It is a transcript of the gene znf511, whose product is annotated as zinc finger protein 511. The transcript is spliced from 7 exons. Lineage: Eukaryota; Metazoa; Chordata; Chondrichthyes; Orectolobiformes; Stegostomatidae. Bases 1 to 846 code for a protein of 281 amino acids. The record is from RefSeq and is a predicted model, not a curated record.